GGAGUUCGUGAAAGAGAGGAGGAGCCGAGGGGGAAUGGUCGGAGGAAGAGGAGGAGCCACACAACUCGGUGGAAGAGGAGGAAUAUGAGGAGGAGCCAAAGGCGAUUGGGACGCAUAAAUAUAGAAGGGAGGAGUUUACAGAGUAAUGGGCGGCGGGAGGGGGCAGGAUGAGGGUGAGGAGGUGGAAGAGGAAUCGUCAGCACCACAGGGAAGAAGGAGGAGUAGCAGGCUCCAAGUCAGAGUUAGAAUAUUUGUACUGGAGGAACCCGAUGGGCUAUGAAGCUGUUUAGUAGGGGGCGGGUCAUAACGUUACAACAACAAACAACACACACACAAUAACAAUGCAAAGUAAAGAGGAGGAGGAGCCGUGUCCUUAAGGAGGAGUACGAGGGAGGAGGAGGAGACGCUGCGGGCACAAGAGGGAUGAGACAGAGGAAUAGGAGGAGGAUCCAGGGGGGCGGGGCGGGAAGAGUAGGGAGGGAGGAGCUGUAGCUUUGAGCAAUUAAUAAUUAUGCAUGAUUAUUAUAAUUAUCAUCACAGACGAGGAGGAAGGAGGAGGAGCCGGGCUGACGAGGAGGCGGAGAGUGGGAGAGGAGGCAGCCGUGGCGAUUGGAAGUCGGAGGAUGAGGAGGAGUGGCUGGGCCCGGAGGAGGAGGAGCCCGGCUGGCGGUAGCGGAGAUCGGAAAUCCGGUGGGGGUGGCAGGAAGCAAAAUAAGUUACAAAUGUAGCGAGCCGGACAUCGUCAGCCCGUGACGCCUCCCCCGUGGCCCCGCAUUUUCCAUCCCAACCUCCGAGCUGCUGCUCCCCUUGCCGUUCUUCCCCGAGUCGAUUCCAAAUCGUCGUCGCACGGUGCAACACCGUUUGCUUGGACAUGUCUGGACGUCUGGAGAGACACGACUCCCUGCGGCUGCCCGCCGUCAAGAUGCGCUGGCGGGAGAAGCUGCAGACGCAGCGGGUGAAGAGGGCACUGUCCUUCCGCUGGUCGCGAGCUUUCUCCGGCGACGCGCUGCCCGUCUCUCCCACGCACAAGGGGGAGGCCGGCCCGUCGGAGGGCCUGGCGUCCGUGGAGCGGGCCCUCACCUACUACCGCGCCAUCCUCGACAAGGGCGUCCUGGAGCUGCUGCCGGGCACGGCAAGCCGAGUACUCGAGGCCGUCUGGAGCCUCCUCUCCGGCCUGCCACCCCAGCCCCUCAGCCCGGAGGUGGCGUGGCGCGAACGGCGAGUGUACCGCUCGCUCACGGACCUGGCACGCUGCUCAGACCGCUUGCUGGUGGGGGGCCGCCCCCCCGAACACUCGGCCGCUCUCGCCGUCACGCAGCGCGUGACCGACAGCCUGCGGGAGCUGCUCCGAGUGAUGCAGAAGCAGGAGGAGAACGCCCCCCCUGCAGACGAUGUGGACGGGCGCUCGCUGACAGCGCACGGGCCGGAGGCCGCCGAGCCGACGUUGGACCGCUCCGACACGCUCGCCACGCAGCACAGCCUCUCCCUGGGGGUGCUGCUGGAGACGGACGUCGGACCGGGCCCCCCACCCAAACCUCCCAGGCCGCGGCCUCCCGAUUUCCUCUCCGCAACCGCCCUCACGGUGCCCAGCGUGAGCCUGUUCGCGAGGCGCGUCGCGGGCCACACCGCCCUGGUGCCUGUGGCCACCGUGCUGCCCAUGUGCCGCCCCGUCGGGGGCAGCCUUCCCCGCGACGGUGGCGCCGUCAGCUGUUCGCAGGAGGCUCCGUGCUCCACGCGGUGCUGCACCCUGCCGGCGCUGCUCAGCAAGUCGCCCCUCGUCCCUCCUCCUCCGGCGCCGGCGUCGGCGCCGGCGGCCGCGGCGGCGACGACGCCGGCAUUGGCGACGGCGCCCCUGGAGACGCGCGGCUUGUGGAGUCGCUCCGAGGAGCUGCUGGUGUCGGGCGCCGACGAGCCAAGGAGCGCCGCCGGCGUGCUGGCUUUGCACACCAGCAUCGAGCUGCUCGACCUGGAGAGCGAUGGGUGCUCCAUUUCGGAGUUCCUCCCGCCGUGCGACGGGUGCUGCACCCUGCCUGCCUGGCACAGACAUCAUCAGCAAGAGCUAGAGGAGGAGCAGGGUCCGCUCCUUCUCUCCGAGCCGGUGUACCCUCCCUACCCUCGCCGCCGCCACCGCCACGACCACCGCGACGACCUCGGCGCCACUGCCACCCUUCCCAUGCACCGCGGCCGCUUGGCUCGGCCGCCCGUGUCGCCGCCGCCGCCGCCCCGUCACGAGAGACGGAGCAAAGAGGGCGACCGUCCGCCGCCGGCAGGGACGCAGUGCGGCGGCCGCAGCGACGACGACGACGGCGAACGCGGCGGCGGCGGCCCGCCGCCGCCGCGGCUGCCGCAGAAGAAGAGGCGAGCGUCGGACACGGGGCGCGCGUCGCUUCCGUCGGCGCUGCUGCUCGCUCCGCCGGGACUAGCCGCCGCGGCGGCACCGCCGCCGCCCUUCUUCUCCUCCUCCUCCGUCCUCCUCGCCGCGUGUCGCGAGGAGGAGGCGGAGGAUCCGCCGUCGUCCUCGCCGCCGGCGUCCGCGUCGGAGGCCGCGCUCACGCCGGGCAUCUUCACGCCGCUGGGGCAGCUGGCGCCGCUGCCGCCGUGGGAGCUGCAGCAGCGGCAGCAGCAGGAGCUGUUCCCGCACGAGCUCUCGGUGGAGCCGGCGCAGCAGCCGCCGCCGCUGCCGCAGAAGAAGAGCAAGAUCCAGACCUACAUGCAGCUGCUGUCCGACUACGCACUGCCCGUAUCGAGCUCUGCCCAGCUACCUCCGACACCGUUCGCGCCGUUCAGCCCCGCGUCUCCGCUGCCCUCGCCGCUCUCCUCCCCCUCGGCCUCGCCGCUCUUCGCCUGCUCGGCCUUGCCGCCGGCCCUGCCGCCGAAGCGCCGGCAAACCAUGGUGAUUGUGACAGAGGUCUGUCCACCGGUCGUUCCAAGCGAGCGGUUCGUUGCGUCCGGAGGUCGACCCUUCGGCGACCCCGAUAGUCCCGGGACUCAGGCCGCCAACGACGAGGUGUUUUCGCUGGAGCGUGAGGAGUUGACGGGAGAAUCUCGAGCGCUCUCCGUCACCGAUUUCACCGAGCUACACGCCGGGCUCGUCUUCAAGAAGGAGGGAGAGGACGGGCCGGACCUGAGGGGCGGCUACGUCAACUCGCUCCUCGUCUACGCCACCGUGGAGGCCAACGCUGGCUUCCGGGACGUGUUCCUCAUGACGUACCGCUCCUUCCUCUCGCCAAAGGAGCUGCUGCAGAAGCUGCUGCUCCGGCUUGCCAAGUUUUGCCGCGCUUCGGGAGUGGAGGAGCUGAUUGGACGAGACACGCUGCACAUGACUCUGCGCGUCGUGCAGGAGCUACGCCCGCGGGAGCUGUCGCGCGAGCUGCUGUCGCUGCUGCUGGAGGCGAGCUGCUCGCUGCUCUCCGGGGGGGACCUGGGGGGCGCGCGGCGCCUGCGUGAUGCGGUGCUCGCCAAGGCCGAGGAGCGGCGCCUCGAGCAAGCGGUGCCGCCCGCGUCGCCGCUGUCGGCGCGCAGCGUCUCGUCCAGGAAACGGACGCUGCUCGACUUCCCGAGCCAGGAGCUGGCGGAGCAGCUCACGCUGCUCGACUCGCAGCUCUUCCUCAAGAUACAGAUCCCGGAGCUGCUCAUGUGGGCGCGUGACCAGGCGGAGGAGCAGAGCCCGAACCUGGCUCACUUCACGGAGCACUUCAAUGCCGUGUCCUACUGGGUUCGUUCGAUCAUAAUUCAGCACGAAAGGGCACAAGAUCGGGAGAAAAUGCUGAUUAAAUUCGUCAAGAUUCUCAAGUGCCUCCGGAAGCUGAACAACUUCAACUCGUACCUCGCCAUCCUGUCGGCCGCUGACUCGGUGCCAAUCCGCAGACUGGACUGGCACAAGCAGACGAGAGAGCGGCUGGCGGAGCACACGAGCAUCAUGGACAGCUCGUCGUCGUUCCGCGCCUACCGAGCGGAGCUCGCUGACGCUCAGCCGCCCUGCAUCCCCUACCUUGGCCUGGUUCUCCAGGACCUCACGUUUGCCCACCUGGGAAACCCCGACACCAUCGACGGGAAAAUCAACGUGGCCAAGUGCUGGCACCAGUUCUCCAUUCUCAGCACUGUGCAUCGAUUCCAGCGCUGCCGGUACCAGCUGAAGCGCAGCGAGACCGUCAUCGCGUUCUUCAACUACUUUGGUGACCACCUGUCGGAGGAGGCCCUGUGGGAGCUGUCGGUCAAGAUCAAGCCCCGCAAAGUCGCUCCGCGUCGCAGCAGCAGCGUGCGCGAUCCGGCGCGCUCGUGAGCCCCAGGGCCACACCACCCUCCCACGCUUCAAGAGGCGUGCCGGCCGCCGCCGGUUGCUUACGAGCGGUGCGCCGAGUUCACGUUACACGCGUUGGGGGGGGGGGUGGGGGGGGGGAAACCGAUGGGAGCACGGAUGGACGCAGGAACGACGACGACGCCGCUGAAAAAAGACAAAAAAAACUUGACGCUCGAGUCGAAGCUCUAACGUCGUGAAUCGUGAUAACCUGGCAAAUCACUCGGUGGCGGGGAGGUGUCAGGAUUUGUGAAGACCAAACUACGCACCAAUCGACAAUUCUGGAUCUAUCCCUAACGUCCGAGUCUCGAAAAUUAACUUGUCAGACUGCACGGGGGGGGGGGGGGGUGGGGGGAGGAGUGGGCGAAGCGUGCUUUUGUGUCGCGGGCCGAGCCCGUGUCCUUUCAGGACUCUGGCGAUGCGUCCUGUCACCCAAUGUGGUGUUUUCUGAGUGGGCAGUGCUCGCACGCGUCUGCUGCUGCUUCUCCUGCCCUCUCGUGACAAAAUAUGGAAAGGAAAAGGGAGCGAUGGUCCAUAAUGAUGGUGAUGGUGGGGGGGCUGAUGAUGUUGUACCGAUGCCAUGCCCUGUCCAUUUGGAAAAAAAUAAUGUGUUUACCACAAAUCAAACUGACUUAAGUUUACAUAAUUAAUACCUUUUUUGUGAAGCUCAUGGCUGCAGUGCCAAUGUAAGUUGGGAAGAAAAAAAAACACAUUGCUGUGAAAGAACCUGCCACGUGAACAUUCUCUCGAGGGCUCGCCGUGCGAGAAAGAGAGGCUUCUGGGACAAACAAACACCGACGCCAAGAGGAAGGGCCGCGAGGUGGACGUGCCAGCCGCUGCUGGAACUCGUUGCGAUGAGCGAGUCCGAGGCCGGCAUUCUCAUCUUUGUCCUACGGAAGUGUGAGCAUCGAUUCACUUGCUGGACAUCUGUGAAAAGGAGCCACGUAGCUCGUCGGAUUCCUCCAGUAUAGAUAAAGAUUCUGUAGCGACCAGAGGCACACACUCUUAACGGGAAUGGAGAUAAUUUAACAGAGGAAUAUCCGGACUACUUGUAAAGGAUCGCCGUAAAUCACGACCAGAACUCAAGACACGUGUGUACUCAAGGGGAUUGGUAUAAGUGUGUCAAGAGAGCCGUGUGUACAAACCAGGCUUUGCUUUUUAAAGUAAACAAAAUGUAAAAAAAAACUGUGUACAGUGUUGCCGAGACUGUAUUGUAAUGGCUUUUUACGGGCUGUAUGUAUGCGUGUGCAUCUAUUCCUCUGCAAAGCCUUAUAAACGCCUGGGCCAAGUCCUGUUUACGAGCACCCGAUGAAGGUCAGCACGGUGCACAAGGGGAGAGUGCUGCGAUCAGCAUCGCCCCACGCAUGGUCGCCUUUAUCUCCCCGGCGCUGACACUGCUCAUGUUCGCACGCUGUGCGAGAGGCGCUCGUCGAAGGCUGAGCUGGUGGCCUCUCUCCACCGGGGAUAAAACACAAAACGAACAUCGGCGCUGGCAAGACAACGGCACAUCGCACCACGCCGUUGCAAAUCCACUUCCAGCCUCAAAUAGGUGCUCGCCGACAGGACUUUCCCCGUAAAAAAAAAAACGUAACUUACGGCAAUAGGCGCAAGAGGGUUGAGUCUUUUACGGUUUGCGUGUGCGUGUAAAUGUAUGUGUACAUUAUAUAUUUAACAAAAAAGUGUAUAUGUUAUGUAUUAACCUACAGUGGUGCUAAACCCGUGUCCGCUUCAUGAACGGACGUCGCGCUGGCGUCCUCGAAUCGGUCCAACGCGUGUGCCCUAGGUGUAAGGGAACGAGCAACAGAGAGAGGUCGACGGGGAGAAUGAAACUAAGAAAAAAAAUCCACCCAGGAACGGACUCGCAGCUGUCGGGGAAUCAACGGUACCCCUGUACAUAGAGUAUUUUGCGUAAAAACACCGCUAUGCACGAGGGUGUUACCAGUCGAGAUAAACGGCCCAUCAUCACUCUGGGGUCGAUAAAGUAGGUGCCACUUUGUGGAGAAGUCGCUUCGUUUAAUAUGGAUAGAUUUGCCCCACCGCAUUCGUGCCCCCUGCCAUAGGAAUGAGGAAUUUCCGCCACUGGCAGCAAGGCUCCAAACGGCAGGGGGUGGGGGGGGGGAUAAGCACCACCGCCUUAAUGACCGUUCGUGCAGGAAAUUGCUUCGACUUAAGUUUAUUUCACUGUUGUAACAAAGUCAAGCGAGAACGAUGAAAAAGCGUCGAUCGGUCGACGUGGAGACGCCGAUGUCAUCGCCGCCGCCGUUCGGCGCCCGUCUUCUACCGAAGAUUUGUGCAACGCGAGAGAGCCGUGUGAAUGCGGAGUCGCUGCUUUGCUUUUUUACUUUUCUUCCCCCCCCCCCCCCCACUUUUUACUACGUGGAAAUUUAAAUGACGAGGUCCCAACUUUGGAGUCUUUGGCGCACUCGGGCGCGCCGCAGGUGCCCGUGGGGUCGCACGUCGCAGCAGACUCCGGAGACUCGUCGUGGACGGCGGAUGACUCGAGUACCACCGAACUGGAAGGAGAAAGAGUGUUGCAUCGCGAAACCCAACCGUCUUGGACGUCGUGAGGCAUCCUCGGCGGCGUGGAAGCUUGCGGGAUACUCUGCCAAUGAGUCGAACGAACAAACGAGGGAGAGGUUGUUUGUGGGUUUUGGCGAAGGUGGACUUUGAGUCCCGCUUUUCCGCCCGCGUGGUUUCCAAAUGACCCCGACCCCCCCCCCCCGACUCCCCACCCCACCCCAAGUGACCUUCCGUGCUCGGGAGAGGUAAGGUUUUUUCGAGUUGGUGAGACGCAAGCGAGCGACGAACUCGUCUCGCUUGUCCCCUGCUCUUGGUGGUUGUGAAUAUUGACGGUGUGUGUGUGUACGUGUGAUGCAUGUCAACUGGGGGGAGGGGGGGUGGGGAAUUGGACUUUUAAGUCGUGAGUCGCAGCACUCCUUCGGUUCGCCGACUUGUGCAUCACCUGCCCCCCCCCCCCGCCAUGUGUCUGUGUUGGCGAGAGAGGCAGUUGGUGCACAGGUUCGUUUUGGUAAACGCGGUGGUGGUUGUUUGCAUCCUUGCCAUCAUUAUUAUUAUGAUGGCCGUAUUGGAUAAUGCCGAGUUGUGUGCGUGUGUGACCGGUAACGGAAAGUCCUAUUCGGCCUUGCGGCUCGGUGGGGGGAGAGCAACCGGGCUCCUCUUAUCGGAAAGUUGAAAAUUCAAAUCCUGGUUGGGGACGGCAGGUGGGGGGGGGUGGGGGUAGUGUUUGAACCCCAUCAUCCCUUCGAGAGGCGGGGGGGGGUGGUCGAUAAAGUGCAUACCACAUUGUGGAGAAGAGGGCAAUGGUGGUUGUCCUCUGGAGAGCAUUUGGCAUUUGGGAUGGCUGUGUGGGCCACUUCCGUGAAAGCCCAGUUGGGAUUGGGCGAUCAUCAUCACCUCGACUCGUUUUUACUUCACUCUCGGGAAGGGACGUUCUCCCGGCCCCUGGUCUGUAACGUACUCUGCUGCGAUGUUGUAUUUAAGUGGGCAGAUUGGUAUCGGUUUUUUUUUUACGAAUAAAUGUUUUAUUGUUUAU
Messenger RNA from Petromyzon marinus (sea lamprey), 7850 nucleotides. RefSeq lists its product as uncharacterized. The record is from RefSeq and is a predicted model, not a curated record. Gene Ontology annotation, cellular component: plasma membrane. NCBI's taxonomy places the organism in Eukaryota, Metazoa, Chordata, Hyperoartia, Petromyzontiformes, Petromyzontidae. Gene Ontology annotation, biological process: Ras protein signal transduction. Gene Ontology annotation, molecular function: guanyl-nucleotide exchange factor activity.